AAGAUAGUGGAGUUGACGCAUUUUCCUGGUGCUAAAUAUCUUAUCUUCUUCAGCCUGCCUUUAUUUCAUUGACCUCAUCUCAUUCUCUUCUUUCUUCACAGUCAACACAACAACAACAAAAAUAAGUAAGAUUACAGGCAUGUCCAUAUUAUCACCAAAUCCUCCGCACAUUCUCUAUAGAGAAAUCCACCACCAGCACCAGCACCAGCUCUGGAGCUCCGUAUCCGGCUCUCUCUUGCCCAAAUCAAACGGGUCCGGAUUUGAUCGGAGCAAGAAUGAGUGGAAAGGGAGAGGAAAGAGAGAUUUAAGAGCGUAUGCAUUCUGGCCCGAGUUAUUCAAGCCUGCUGCUUUGGAGAUGGAGGCUAUUCAAGAUUCCCAGCAGUUUGAUGAGAUUUUGGAGCAAGCUAAGCAGCUCUCACAACCCAUUCUUGUUGAUUGGAUGGCUGCCUGGUGCAGAAAAUGCAUUUAUCUGAAGCCAAAGUUGGAGAAACUGGCUGCUGAGUAUGAUACCAAGCUAAAAUUUUACUAUGUGGAUGUCAACAACGUUUCUCAGGCUUUGGUAAAGCGUGGAAAUAUCUCAAAAAUGCCAACAAUUCAGAUAUGGAAAGAUGGAGAAAUGAAAGCAGAGGUGAUUGGAGGGCACAAGGCAUGGCUUGUUAUUGAAGAAGUGAGAGAAAUGAUCCAACAGUUUGUGUAGAUUACUGAAUUAAGAACUGAAGAAGAGAGGAUCUUCUCCUCCUUCAUGUUUUCCUUCCCCUGUAAUUAACUACUUGGCAUUAUGAGAUGUGCAUGUAUAAAUGUAGCAACAACAACAUAAAUACGAAUUGAAUAUAUGAGAUCCGAAAGUGGUUACGGAGGGCUUCCCGGCGAUGAUGUUUUGUCAUUGCAACCAACCAACCAACCAACCAAGAAUCAUAUAACAGUUUUUAACCGUAUAUAUAACUUAGAGAAGUGGUAGCUCAACCUAAAUAUAGCAUUGAUCCACCGGUAAAAUACAAAAAGAUAUGCUCGAGUUCAUCUCAUAUUUCAGGUACAGAGCAGCUAUACAAAAAACUGAAUUUUGACCGCCAAAAGGAAGAGGAAAGAGGAACACUCUGGGGAAUACAGUACAAGGGGACCAAAAGGUACCUACAACCCAUUGCCAAUACCUCUACAACCACAUCUCAGAUUAGAAACGCAAGCUCCCAUUCAUAUAUCCGUAUUGUUCCAAUUGAAAUUUCAAGAUUUGUCUUGUUCGAUACAGUUUUUCUUCUGCUUCUGUUCUUACUGGAACUGUUUUAUGUUGUCUCCUCGAGAUCUCAGUAGUUGUCCAAACAAUACCAACUUC
Sesamum indicum (sesame) is the source of this 1327-nucleotide messenger RNA. It is a transcript of the gene WCRKC1, whose product is annotated as WCRKC thioredoxin 1. The record is from RefSeq and is a predicted model, not a curated record. Gene Ontology annotation, cellular component: chloroplast stroma. NCBI's taxonomy places the organism in Eukaryota, Viridiplantae, Streptophyta, Magnoliopsida, Lamiales, Pedaliaceae.